Molecule: messenger RNA, 2758 nt
Organism: Anopheles cruzii
Lineage: Eukaryota; Metazoa; Arthropoda; Insecta; Diptera; Culicidae
Exons: 5
Coding region: 89-2506 (805 amino acids)
Source: RefSeq, a predicted model, not a curated record
UCCAAGCGAGUGAUACAUUCAUAUCAACACCGUCCGUGGCUGAAGAAUUAGUUUGCAAUCGCAACAGGUGUAUUCGAUUGCCGUUAACAUGGGUUUACUGUGGCGUAGCUACAGCAUUUUCGCGGUGAUCACGUUGGUGGGUGUGCUGGCCCAGUACGAAUGGCAACCAAAGGAUGCGUUCGAUGAAAUAAAGGUGCGCUUCGAUAAGGUGAACGCAGAUAACUGUCCGAUUUUGCCACCGCGAGACUUGACGCUACCGGAGGAUAGUGUCUCUCACCUGCCCGACAUCAAGGAUGUGAACAUCAAUCCCGUGUUCCCCAAUCGGACCGCGCUUCUGCAUCUGCAUAACAUGGCGCUGAGCCGCGCCUUCUUCUUUAGCUACAUUUUGCAGAGCCGCUUCAUUCGUCCGGCCAUUAACGAUACGUAUGAUCCUGGCAUGAUGUACUACUUUCUGUCGACUGUGGCCGACGUAUCGUCCAAUCCGAAACUAAACGCGUCCGCCAUCUACUUUGCGCCGAAUACGUCCUUCUCUUCCUCUUACCGUGGUUUCUUCAACAAGACGUUCCCCCGCUUCGCGCCGCGCACCUACCGCGAGGAUGACUUCAACGAUCCGAUUCACCUGCAGAAGAUCUCCACUCUCAAUACGUUCUAUGUGCGCGACUUGGGUGCUUUUCCACCCAAUUCGGCCUUGCACGAUUAUACGAUCAAGAAUUACCAUAUCAACGAGUGGUAUAACCUGUGGUUGCCGGAUAAUGUGGACAAACGGCACGAUACGAAAACUACCUACCAGGUGGAGAUUCGCUACGCUAACAAUACGAACGAAACGUUCACCUUUCACGGACCACCCGGAGCGGAUGAAAACCCGGGUCCGGUAAGAUUCACCAAACCUUAUUUCGACUGCCGAAGAUCGAACAAAUGGCUGGUAGCCGCCGUGACACCGAUUGCCGAUAUCUAUCCUCGCCACACGCAGUUCCGUCACAUUGAAUAUCCAACAUACACUGCCGUAGCGGUACUGGAAAUGGAUUUCGAAAGGAUCGACAUCAACCAGUGCCCGAAGGGGGAGGGAAACAAGGGACCAAACGUGUUUGCGGACACUGCUCGUUGUAAAAAGGACACAACUGAGUGUGAGCCAAUGGAUGGUUGGGGAUUCCGACGCGGCGGCUACCAGUGUCGCUGCAAACCCGGUUAUCGCUUACCGGGUGUUGUGAGACGACCGUACCUGGGCGAGAUCCUUGAACGUGCCUCCGACGAACAGUACUACAAUGGAUUUGAUUGCUCAAAAAUCGGAUGGGUUCAGAAAAUUCCGAUACGGUGGUUCCGGUUGCCGCAGUUUACUCGCGAGCAGUACCUCGAUCGGUAUUAUGAGUACAAAAACUUCACCACCGGGCCAAGCUCGUUGCACGCAGAGAAACUUAACAUCAACGAGGUGCUGAAGUUCAUCCUUGGCGUCAAUGCACGAUCGUGCAAAAACUAUCAUCCCCAGGAUCUCGUGUUGACCGGCGAGUUUGCGUACGAGGCACAGCAGCAGUUUGCAAACGAAGCCAAGAUGGCGAUACGUCUAGCGAACUUCCUUAGUGCCUUUUUGCAAAUUUCCGACCCUAACGAGGUAUACUCCGGCAAACGGGUGGCCGACAAGCCGCUGACCGAGGAUCAGAUGAUGGGCGAAACCUUGGCUCUGGUGCUUGGUAAUACGCGUAUUUGGUCGGCGGCGAUGUACUGGGAGCGUCGUAAGUUCCCCAACCGGACGCUGUUCGCACCGUAUGCGUACAAGAAGGAGCUGAACACACGCAAGUUCAACAUGGAGGAUGUGGCAAGGUUCAACAAAACGGGCGAAGAAUACAUCGACAAACCGUUCUUCCGGCUGCUGAAACAACGGUGGGCUUCCAACUUUGAUGCCCUCGAAAAGUACUACAUGAAGAUCCGGCUGCGACACAACGAGACGGGCGAGUAUGCGCAGCGCUACGAACACUUUCCCAACUUCUAUCACGCCGCCACGAUGGACCAUGGUCACUGGACCACGCCCCAGUACGACUGUAAAGGCCCUGUGAAAAAAUGGCUCAUAACGUACGCGGUCCCGUUCUUCGGCUGGGACAGUCUGAAGGCUAAGCUUGAAUUCAAGGGAGUCGUAGCCGUUUCAAUGAACAUGCUACAGUUGGAUGUUAACCAGUGCCCGGAUAAUUAUUAUGAGCCGAAUGCAUUCAAAAACACUCAUAAAUGCGACGUGAAGUCUUCAUAUUGCGUACCAAUCCUGGGCCGUGGCUACGAGACGGGCGGCUAUAAGUGUGAAUGUCUGCAGGGAUUCGAGUAUCCGUACGAAGAUUUGAUCACCUAUUACGACGGCCAGUUGGUGGAGGCUGAGUUUGAUAAUAUCGUGCAAGAUAAAGAGUCGCGUUAUGACACGUUCAAGUGCCGUCUGGCUGGAGCUGCUGCGCUGCAAGUAGAGCUUACGAUACUGGUCUUUGUGACACUGUUCGGUUGGAUAAUGCUGCGCAGGAACCAGUGCUAGCAGUAGAGUUUGUUCAUGCCACGUACACGAUUUGUGGCUUCAUUCCAGACAAAUCUCUUUUAUGUAUCAAUCAUAUGACCUUGUAGGACACCCCGUUCGCAAAUGAAUCUCCGACAUUAGACCAUAGAAACGAUACUUUUAAUACGAUACUGUUAAGUGCUAAAACGCCGUCCAAUCAAAAACCGUGUUCUUAAUUCUGCCGUCCAACAAUAAUACCUUAAGUAACUUGAUAUGCAAAAUGUGCUUGGAAAA